Messenger RNA from Lichtheimia ornata, 2532 nucleotides. RefSeq lists its product as uncharacterized. Gene Ontology annotation, cellular component: nucleus. Gene Ontology annotation, molecular function: ATP binding; RNA binding; RNA helicase activity. The transcript has 6 exons. The record is from RefSeq and is a predicted model, not a curated record. The coding region runs from base 1 to 2532 and encodes 843 amino acids. Lineage: Eukaryota; Fungi; Mucoromycota; Mucoromycetes; Mucorales; Lichtheimiaceae.
AUGGACGACAAUGAUAUGGAAUUCGACAUGUUCCAGUCGAUCAAGCCGACUGAAUUGCCUGCAGCCCCAACAAAGGCAAAGCAACCGGUUGUCAUGAGCGACAGCGAAGAUGAUUUAUCCGAAGAAGAAAAGUUUAUUGCCAAGGAGAACAUGGCCGCGAAUCGCAAGAACAAAAAGUCGGGUGGUUUCCAAUCGAUGGGUCUAAGCCAUCAAGUAUUCAAGGCUGUGUUGCAUAAAGGCUUCAAGGUCCCGACCCCUAUUCAGCGUAAAUGUAUUCCUCUUGUUCUUCAAGGCCAGGAUGUGGUGGGCAUGGCUCGUACUGGUUCUGGUAAAACGGCAGCGUUUUUGAUCCCAUUAUUGGAACGUCUCAAGACCCAUUCGGCCAAGGUGGGUGCUCGAGCUUUGGUCUUGUCGCCUUCGCGUGAAUUGGCCAUGCAGACACAAAAGGUGUGCAAGGAACUCGGCAAACACACUGAUUUACGAAGCUGUGUCUUGGUGGGUGGUGACAACCUCGAUGAUCAAUUCAGCAUGAUUGCCAGCAACCCUGAUAUUCUUAUUGCAACUCCUGGUCGAUUACUUCACUUGGCUGUCGAGAUGGAUUUGGACUUACGAUCCGUUGAAUACGUCGUCUUUGAUGAAGCGGAUCGUUUAUUCGAGAUGGGUUUCGCCGUACAAUUGCAUGAGAUCUUAUCCCGUUUGCCACAAAAUCGCCAAACAUUGCUCUUUUCAGCUACGUUGCCAAAGAUCCUUGUUGAUUUCGCCAAAGCCGGUCUUCAGGAACCUACUCUGAUUCGUUUGGAUGCUGAUACGAAAAUCAGUAAGGAUUUGGAGAUGGCAUUUUUCUCUGUCAAGGAUUCAGAAAAGGAGGCUGCAUUGAUUUAUCUCUUACGACAUGUCAUCAAGUUGCCCAAGCAGACGAAGAACUCGAAGGAAGGAAAGGUGGAUGAUGACAAGAAAAAGAAGAAGCACAUGUCAGCGAGUGAAGAGGAUCGACAAACCAUUCUGUUUGCCGCAACAAAGCACCAUGUUGAAUAUCUAGCCCAUCUUUUGAAGCUUCUUGGAUAUCAAGUCUCUUACGUAUAUGGUUCGCUCGAUCAAUCAGCACGUAGUAUUCAGAUCAAUCGCUUCCGUAAAGGCAUCACCAAUCUGCUUGUGGUCACGGAUGUUGCAGCACGUGGUAUCGAUAUUCCAAUCUUGGAGAACGUCAUCAACUAUGAUUUCAGCAAUUCAUCAAAAGUAUUCGUACAUCGUGUUGGUCGUGCUGCACGUGCUGGUCGACGUGGUUGGGCUUAUUCUUUGGUGACCGCUGCAGAGCUUCCAUACGUUGUCGACCUUGGUCUCUUUUUGACACGUCCCUUGAUCGUUGGCAAUCGACAAAUGGAAAAGGAACAGCAAGACUACACAUCUGCUUUGGUGAUCGGCUCGUUUGCCAAAGACGCACUUGGUGAUGAUAUCGAUUGGGUACGACAAAGGGUCUCUGGUGAUGCUAGUUUGGAAGGCAUGCACAAAACGGCAUCCAAUGCAUACAAGCUAUACACUCGUACCAAGGCUAGAGCUGCUGCUGAAAGCUAUACCCGUGCCAAGGAAAUCAUGAAAUUGGAAGCAUGGAAGGAUUUACAUCCAUUGUUGGUAUCGGAGGCUAAUAUGGAUGAGAGUGAACGACAGCGGUUAGAUAUGAUCAACAUGAUUUCUGGUUUCCGCCCAGCUGAAACGAUCUUUGAAGUUGGAAAGCGUGGCACCAAAAAAAUUGAUGCAGCAACAACAAUCAUGCGAACUCGACGAGCAACAAUGACAGGUGUAAUCACUGCAGCAAAGGAACAAGCUAUCGCGGCCGCCAACGCUGAGCGUGAGCAACUGAAUUCGAUCCCAAGUGCACAAGAGAAGACCACAGACUUAGGAGAAGAUGUAGCCGAUGAAGAAGAGCUUGCGACCACCUUUAAGAUUCCUGAAAGCGAGAAGAAGCAAUCAUCAAAGAAAGAGAAAAAGACGAGUCAUCGUGAUGAGGAAUACUAUAUCCACUAUACACAAAAGGACGCCAAUACUGAGCAAGGUUAUUCUAUGCAAACCAAUGGCAACUUUAUUGAACAAGCGGGUCGCGCCCAAUUGGAUUUGAUUGGUGAUGAUAACGAUGCCAUGAAUCAGAGCCGGCGUAACGCACUUCGGUGGGAUGCCAAGAAGAAGAAAUUCGUAAAGGGUUCGGGUAUUGGUUCAGACAACAAAAAGUUGAUUCGUACCGAGAGUGGUGCUUUGAUCUCAGCAAGUUACAAGAGUGGUCGAUUCGAUGAAUGGGCAAGGAAGAAACGGAUAUCUAUUCCACGCACGGGAGAGAUCGAGCUUUCUUCAGCAAAACAAUUUGCUCAAAAUGGCCAACGACGUUUCAGACACAAUUCGGAUAAUUCUCAAAAGCGUACACAGGAUGGCAACGUUAAGAGUGAGCUCAAGAAUGCUGAACAGAUCCGCAAACAACGCAAGAUCAAGGAAAAGAGGAGAGAAAAGAACGCACGUCCUUCCAAAAAGCAAAAGCGACAUUAA